ACCGUUCUGUCCGGGGGGCACUUCCGCCCGCGCGAGUCUUUCCGGGGCGGAGGUCAAUCAUGGCGGCGGCCAUGGCUCGGCUCGGGCUCCGGUGCGUCAAGCAGGUUCGAGUUCAGUUCUGCCCCUUCGAGAAGAACGUGGAGUCGACGAGGGCCUUCCUGCAGGCGGUGAGCAGCGAGCGGGUCCGCGCCACCAACCUCAACUGCCAGGUGUCGGCGGACGUGCGGCACGACGGCUCCGAGCCCUGCGUGGACGUGCUGUUCGGAGACGGGCACCGCCUCAUCCUGCGUGGCGCCCACCUCACCGCCCAGGAGAUGUUCACGGCCUUCGCCUCCCACGUCCAGGCCAGGAGCGCGGAGGACGGCGCGGACAAGCCAGGCGGGCGCUGACGGCCCCGAGGACAAGCCCUUUGUAACCUGGGACCAGGACGGUGCUAGGAGGGUGAUCUCAGAAGACCUGGUCUUAGUUGUUCAUCCCUAUUCCGGUCACCGUCUGGAGGGCUCCGGAAGUGUGUGGGGUGGGGUGGGGGCGUGCCUCUCCUCGACACUGCGUUUUGGCCCCUUCAGGACGAGGGCAGAGGGAGGGGAGGACCCGUCUGGACGAACUAGAUUUUUUUUUUCCCCCACUUUACCGAAUUUGGCUUCUUCCACCCAUCACCUUUUAAUGUUGCUUACAAAAACAAAACAAAACACAAAAACCUGUGCUGUUUCCUAUUUUAGUAGUUUUUCCUACUCUUAAUUUGCCCACUCUGGUUUUUCUUAACCAUAAUCUGUGAGUUAAACCCUAACAUUUCUGUUUGGUUCUAACCUCAGCUUCUAUGGUACUACCAGCUUUUACCAAAUACCAACAACGGUCUUUGUCAAAAAUAGCGUUAUCUUACAUCAUUUCUCCCAUUCCUUUCAAAGACAGCUAAUCUGCUCAGCCACCUUUGCUGAUAAACACAGUAUUACCUUAUUCUGCCUUCUUCCUUGCCCCUCAUGUCCAGUCUUUAUAAAAAUGCUCCUCAGAUGAUCUCUCCAUUCCCAUUCAUUCUGAGUAUCACUGUUGCAGCGUCAUGACUGUCCUCUUUUAUGUAUUGGUGCUGCUAAAUUUAUCUUCCCAAAGUGCAUGACUCUGCUUAUCUCCCACCACUGUUUCAGAAAAUGCUGGCUGAAAUAAAUUUUCAUACUGGGUUAACAUCUA
Molecule: messenger RNA, 1182 nt
Organism: Dipodomys spectabilis (banner-tailed kangaroo rat)
Lineage: Eukaryota; Metazoa; Chordata; Mammalia; Rodentia; Heteromyidae
Gene: Mrpl53
Product: mitochondrial ribosomal protein L53
Exons: 3
Coding region: 60-389 (109 amino acids)
Cellular component (GO): mitochondrial large ribosomal subunit
Source: RefSeq, a predicted model, not a curated record